Caenorhabditis sp. 36 PRJEB53466 is the source of this 2854-nucleotide messenger RNA. The record is from the annotation of a GenBank genome assembly. Lineage: Eukaryota; Metazoa; Nematoda; Chromadorea; Rhabditida; Rhabditidae.
AUGAAUGACCCAUCGAAGAACGUAAGUCAAGAUUUAGAUUUUAGUGGGGGCUUUAGGCGAUGUAAAAGACGUAAAAGUGCAAAAAAGGGCGAAUAGAUGACGAAGGAACAAUUUUUCCCUUUGUAGCCUACAAUUGUAGGUGUCAGAGGACGAUCUCGAAAAACAAUACGAAGACUACCGUGCCCAAUUCGAGUUAUGGAAGGAAAAUAAUAAGUGCUGACAAGCUAAUUUCAUUUUCAUUUUGCUUCUUCUACUAGGUCAUCAAUCGGAACAGAUGCCUAUAAUUCAUACGUCAGCCAAUUCGAACAAUGGGAAAAGGAGGUCGAAGCGAGAAAAAAACAGGUAAUUGUGAGCGUAUGAAUUUAUAGUAUUACCCUUAUUCCAGCAGAAAACUCAACGGAAAGGUGUUCCUCAGCUUUUGAACGAAAAAGAAGCCGAAGCUGUGGCAGCAUAUGCACUGUCCCAAGAAGCUUAUGUUUCGCAUCAUGUUAAAGCAAUGGAGCAAGCAGAGAUGCAACAACGCUUCGCUGCGGCUGCAGCUCGUCAACAACUUGCUAAAAAAAUAGCAGUGCGUCAAACAGGUGCACUAUUUUUUUCAAAUUAUUUUUCUCCGGCUCAAUUCAAACGAGGCAAUUUCUCUGGGAACUCGAUCGCAAUCUAAUUAGAAAACUUUGCAAUCUAAUACGAACUCGUUGGAAAUAGAAUUUGCUUCAAUUAGAUUGCAAAAUCUUCUAAUUAGAUUGCAAUCACUGCAAUGUUUUCUAAUUAGAUUGCAAUUUUUUCUUAUUAGAUUGCAAUUCAGGAAAAAUAUAUUGUAAUCUAAUACGAUUUUACUGGAACUUCAAUUAAAUCUUAUUAGAUUGCGAAAUAGAGCUUUUUCUUAUUAGAUUGCAAACUCUUCUAAUUAGAUUGCAAUCGAGUUUCCAGAGUUGCAAUUCGCAAAAGGCGCGCCUGCGGCGCACGCGAUGGGGGUUCGGUUUUGUCUGGUCCGUCGUUCUUUCUGCUGCUCUCGCUGGACAUCCGAAAAGACAGACAGAUGCCUCUUGCAAGAAAAAAGUUAGACAGACGCCUCUUUUAUAUAUAAGAAAGAUAUAUAAGAAAGAUGCUCGGAACCGUUUUUAUCACUCCGUAUUGCAAACCGUACCCAUUUAGCACGCGGGAGAGUCUCUACGCAGCGAUAAAAUAUGGGCGAGAAAUUCAAACCAUGUUCACAAAUGUUCGCCGUGUAGGGGCUUUUUCUGAAAUCUCAAUGUUCUCAAAUCAGGCUGGAGUAAGCGAGCACCAAGAAGGCAAGAAUGUUGAAUUGCGAGUAAUGUGAUUAUCGUUUUUCAGGCGACAAUCCUGCUACAUCGGAAUUGUUCAUGCGUGGUAUGGUAAGCGGAAAUGAGAGUGGAGCUAUGCCUACCGGUACUUUAAGAUUUCUAAAAAAGGAGAAAAUUUACUAAUUUCACAUUCCAGCUAGCUUAACUCAUACGGCAGCUCAGAACUUCCCUGCGCCCCCUACGUUGUGGGGAGCUCCAAAACCCAUUUAUGACACCAGAGUAAGUUAACUUGUAGCCCUCGAAAUAUGGUACAUUGUUUGCAGGAUUCGUUGUACUCCAGGUGGGGAGUGCGCGCAGCAACGUCUCACUUCAAACCCGACCGGGAACAACCAGUGGUGAAUGAAUUCUCGCAAAUUUUCAGGAAAAAACACCUAAUUUUUUCUUGAAAAAAAUGGAGAGUUAAUAUUGUGGGGUACCGGAAAGAAAGGGCACUCUGUUCGCAAUCUGGCCGAAUUUCUGGGUCGCGAAGUAAUUUUCCACUGAAAACGUGGCCUAGCUUUUAAACUCGGCCCGGGGUCACUCAAUUUGCACUGCAAAACGAGUUUCUCAACAGAGCGCAAUUUCUAACCGGUGCUCCUACAAUAACAGUUGGUCGUAUUUCUGGCAUUCAGUGUGACUUUUAGAGAUGACAUUUUCAAAAAUCUUUCUUAUAUAUAAAACACAAAAGGCGUCUGUCUGUCUCUCGCUGAGGGCAGCAGAAAGAAAGACGGACCGGACAAAACCGAACCCGCGCCGCGUUUUUUUCCCACUAAGCCACCAGCGCAUCAUACGUUAGCUCCUGUUGUCAAUCGCAACCGCCAACUCCUUUGUCCGAAGCUGCCAAUUUGGCUUAAAUUAUUUCAGACUUGCCAAAUCCGGGCCGGCCCGGCCCGGCCCGGUUUUGGCCGGCCAGCAAAUCGUCGGCCCGGUCGGCCCGGAAGUACACCUCAAACCAAUUUUUGUAGCGAAAAAGUGGAAAACACGCGCGGAAAAGUCUUUGAAAGCUCGAGAAACUUGCGAAAAGUCGGUUCUAGGGUUGCAAUUGCACGCUUAAGCUAACUUUAAAACAAAAUUUUCGAAAUUUUUUUUUAUUUUCGGGAAUUUUUUUUUACAAACACAAAUUUUUGAAUCUCCCGGGCCAACCGGGCCGGGCCGGGCCGGAGAAUUUCCAAUUUUGGCCCGGCCCGGCCCGCCCGUUGCAAGUCUGAAUUAUUUUGUGCCAAUUUCAAUGAUUUUUCACUCCUGUUUUUGACCAAAAUGAAUAACUGGCGCACUGAAUUUUGUCGGAAUUGGGUGGGCCCAAAUUGGCAAUUUUGAACGGCGAAGAGGCGGUGGUUGGCGGUAACGGAACGUUGACAUCAGGAGUCCGCAAACACCGCAAACACCGUGGAAACAAGACUCACACUGUAAUUGACACUUAAUUGACAGUAAGCCUAACCUUAACGAUCUUGUUUCAGAAUCCCGUAGCUUGUUGGCUGCUACUUGAUACUCUCCGGGACAAGAAAAUGGUACUCGCACCUCAUUCAAGCAAUCUUCCGCCUUCUGCUACUUAA